Oncorhynchus masou masou (cherry salmon) is the source of this 2021-nucleotide messenger RNA. RefSeq names its product syntaxin-binding protein 1-like. The transcript has 19 exons. Gene Ontology annotation, biological process: vesicle-mediated transport; intracellular protein transport; neurotransmitter secretion. The coding region runs from base 56 to 2011 and encodes 651 amino acids. Lineage: Eukaryota; Metazoa; Chordata; Actinopteri; Salmoniformes; Salmonidae. The record is from RefSeq and is a predicted model, not a curated record. Gene Ontology annotation, molecular function: syntaxin-1 binding. Gene Ontology annotation, cellular component: plasma membrane; secretory granule.
CUCCUGGUAAUGGCUGGAGCGGAAUGGAAGCCAUUCCAUUCGCUCAGUUCAAACAAUGCCUUCCAUCUUUGAGGACGUAUUUACAUUUUUAGAGUGGUCAUUUGACUAUCUUGUCAAUAUAAUAGAACAUAUUUGGUUACUCAUACAAGAGAGGAAGAGGCGAAGGGAAAGGGAAACAGGACCCAAAAUCUGUCUUCUCCAGCAGGUGUCUUCUCCAGCACAUUUUAAAAAAAGGAUUAUGAAUGACGUCAUCAAGAAGGUACACAAGAAAGGAGAAUGGAAGGUGCUGGUCGUAGACAAGCUGAGCAUGAGGAUGAUGUCAUCCUGCUGUAAGAUGACAGAUAUCAUGUCAGAGGGCAUCACCAUUGUUGAAGACAUCGGCAAGAAACGGGAGCCUCUCCCAAGCAUGGAGGCCAUCUACUUAAUAACUCCCAAUGAUGAGACUGUGGAGGCACUCAUAGAUGACUUCAGAGACCCUCGGUCGCCCAGAUACAGAGGAGCUCACGUCUUCUUCACUGACACAAUCCCAGAUUCAUUGUUUAAUUUGUUGACGAAAUCCCGCGCGUCCAAAGCCAUGAAGACCUUGACUGAGAUCCACAUCGCCUUUCUGCCCUAUGAGUCUCAGGUGUUUUCCCUGGACAAGACAGAUGCCUUCCAGGACUUCUACAGCCCCUACAAGGCUGACAUUAAGCACAACAUGUUGGAGCGCUGUGCUGAGCAGAUCGCCACUCUCUGCAAUACCCUGAAGGAAUACCCUGGCGUCAGAUACAGAGGGGAGUAUAAAGACUGUACCACUCUGGCUCAGCUCCUGCAGGACAAGCUGGAUGGCUACAAGGCAGACAACCCCACCAUGGGAGAGGGUCCAGACAAGUCUCGCUCCCAGCUCCUGAUUCUGGACCGAGGCUUUGACCCGGUCUCUCCCAUCCUCCAUGAACUCACCCUCCAAGCCAUGGGCUAUGACCUGCUGGGCAUCGAGAACGACGUCUACAAGUAUGACACCAGCGGGAUGGGGGAGGUCAAGGAGAAGGCGGUGUUGCUGGAUGAGGACGAUGAUCUGUGGAUGAGUCUCAGACACAAGCACAUUGCAGAAGUCACCACGGCUGUGACCCGUUCUCUGAAAGAAUUCUCAUCCACCAAAAAGAUGAACACAGGAGAGAAGACCACAAUGAAAGACUUGGCUCAGAUGCUGAAGAAGAUGCCCCAGUAUCAGAAAGAGCUGAGCAAGUACUCCACCCACCUCCACCUGGCUGAGGACUGUAUGAACCGCUAUCAGGGCACUGUGGACAAGCUGUGUCGUGUGGAGCAGGACCUAGCGAUGGGUACGGACGCAGAGGGGGAGAAGAUCAAGGACCCCAUGAGGGCCAUCGUGCCCGUCCUGCUGGACAAAGACGUCACUGUCUUCGACAAGAUUCGCAUCAUCCUCCUCUAUAUCUUCAUGAAGAACGGUGUUUCGGAGGAGAACCUGUGUAAGCUCCUCCAGCAUGCUAACAUCCCUCCCGAGGACAGUGACAUCAUCUCCAACAUGGCCCAUAUGGGCAUGCCCAUCAUCUCAGAGGGGAAUCCGACCCGCAAGGUGAAGAAGACUGACCGGAAGGAGAGAGUGAGUGAGCAGACCUACCAGCUGUCCCGAUGGACCCCUCUUAUCAAGGACAUCAUGGAGGAUGCCAUUGAGGACAAACUGGAUCCAAAGCAGUACCCCUACAUCUCCCAACGAACUGCCUCCACCCACUCCAGCGCUCCAUCAAGUGCCCGGUACGGAAACUGGCACAAGAACAAGGGCCCCACAGAGAUGAAGACUGGUCCUCGGGUCAUCGUCUUCAUCAUCGGAGGCAUGACCUUUAGUGAGAUGCGCUGCGUCUACGAAGUCACACAGGCCAAUGGCAAAUGGGAGGCCAUCAUUGGCUCCACCCACAUGCUCACUCCCACCAAAUACCUGAAGGAGCUGCAGCACCCUGACUUCCUGGACCCCAACGCUGCCCCUGAGGAACCAGAGCCUGCCCCCGCAGAAUGAGUACACACAC